Messenger RNA from Oikopleura dioica, 1728 nucleotides. The record is from the annotation of a GenBank genome assembly. NCBI's taxonomy places the organism in Eukaryota, Metazoa, Chordata, Appendicularia, Copelata, Oikopleuridae.
AUGAAGCUUUUGGUCAGUCUGUUAUCAGCUGUAACGCGAGGAGCAAUCCUUGUCGGAGACUACCCUUUUCAGCCGACCAUAACACAAAAUGGGCAGCAGAUUUUCUUCGCGUCGCCUUUCAAGCUCGGAAUCAGAACCUCCAUUUUCCAUAACCUUACCUUUCUGCCUAAAGCUUAUUCUAUGACUGGCUCUACGUCAAAUCCCAUAUGCGAGGAUACUGGGCUAAACUCCACCUCUCAGACGUUGCAAAGCGAUUAUGGUCACAAGAUAGUUAUGGCACCGUUCAUGGGCGAUUUCCAGACAUCUGGGGCGCCGAGUGUGCACUAUUCCACGUUCGUGGAUGGCUUUUUCCGAGCAGGCGUUGAAGCAACGAUCAGAACACAGACAGAGUGGGAAAGCUUCUCGCUGGAAAACGCAUUCUCCGCGACAUGGGUUGACGUAGUUGGCCCUGAUGGCGCUAAAAAGACCUUCCAAGUUGCCUUGGUCUCGAACAACGUCCAAACUUUCAGCGUAUUCUCCUACCACAACGGUCCUCCUUCUUGGACAGAAGAUGAUGCUGGCCAAACUCCUUUUGUGGGAAUUUUGGCGCACGAAGGCCAUUCGAAUGGCUGCUUCAAGACUGUGCUCGGAGAGAAGGACGUUCCAUAUGGCUCUUCGAUGAUCUGGGACGCGAGCAACUAUCUCGAGUGCACGGACUCUCGGAGCUUCACGGAAUGCGGCGAGCUGGAAGUUGGCUCGACCCAGUACGAAACAACUCUUGUCUACAAAUCCAUCAGUCCCUCUCUUCACUCUUUUGAUGCAGUCGCUUCUUGUCUCGAAGGAUUUACUACGGACGCUGCUGGAAAUACAGACUUUUCUGUCAGUUGCGCCUACGACCCUGACUUUUACGAAUCGAUCUGGACGGUUCCGAUCAACCCAUCGACUAGCAGCGAGUAUAGCUGCAACGACAACUCGGCUAAAGUUCAGAUAACGCUGACUGAUCAACAGCUAGCUGUGGAUUCAAGUGACCCAUUGGCCUUCUUAUUCUCGAUUGAUCCGAGUACUCUCUCCGCGCGAGCAGCGACGAUUUGGGAGUUGCUUUUGGAAGUUAUGAUUGAGGAUCUUGUUGCGAAGGAGUUGUCCAUUGACGUCUCUGUCCACGUGACAGACGUCAACAUCGCCACAAGUGUUUCCGUGGCAUCCGGAGAAGGUCGUCUCCCUGUUCGAAAAAGACGAGCUGUUGCCAAUUUUAGCGCGAUUUCAACUGCUCUCUCCGCGGCUGGCGAAUCUUUCCAGUCUUUUGAAGACAUAGAAGAGUACCUCAUCGCUGAAGCCGAAGCUGCUGGAGCGUAUCCCUCCGACGUAGCCACCAUUUCCUACACCCUUGGUUUCGAAAACGGAGACACUACGAACGAGCAAAUCCAAGAAACUGUUGUAACCGUCAUUCAGAAAAUGCACGAUCCCAGCGUCACGGAAAGCACUCUCUCUGGCAGCAUCCCUGACUUUUCGGAGCAAAGUAGUGCUGAGCUUUCGGAAUCCGAAGUAUCAAUUUCUUGCCUGGGGAAAGGCACUGUUCCAUCCCAGCCAAAUCCGCUGUGGGUUAAGCCGGACAUUUGCUGUGGAAACAAGCCCAUCGCGUCUACUGUUCGUGGAUGCUGCCAUAAUUCGAAUGGAAAGGCACGAGACUUCGUCCUCGCCGAGGAGAAAUGCUGCCACGGAGAGGUGGUUUCGAAGACGACUCUUUGCUAG